Molecule: messenger RNA, 951 nt
Organism: Mangifera indica (mango)
Lineage: Eukaryota; Viridiplantae; Streptophyta; Magnoliopsida; Sapindales; Anacardiaceae
Product: GDSL esterase/lipase At1g29660-like
Exons: 4
Coding region: 1-867 (288 amino acids)
Molecular function (GO): hydrolase activity, acting on ester bonds
Source: RefSeq, a predicted model, not a curated record
AUGGUGAGAAGGCCUGAAAUGUGGCAUCUAAUAGUGUUAGUUUUACAUACGUCAACUUGGGUUUAUGGAGUUCCACAGGUCCCUUGUUACUUCAUUUUUGGAGAUUCAUUAUUCGAUAAUGUCAACAACAAUUACCUGCUGACCAAGGCCAAAGCCAAUCAUCCUCCAUAUGGGAUUGAUUUUCCCGGAGGACCAACAGGAAGAUUUAGCAAUGGUCGAAACGGGGCAGAUGUUUUAGCUGAACUUCUAGGAUUUGAAAGUUACAUUCCAUCCUUUGCAAGUACUAAAAAUCGUAGUGAAGACAUUCUCCAAGGUGUAAAUUAUGCAUCUGGAGGAGCCGGAAUUCGUGAUGAAACUGCAAUCCAAAACCUAGGAGAAGUGAUCAGCAUGAACAAGCAGUUACUACAUCACCAAGAAACUGUCUCACAUAUCAUAAGAAUAUACAGAGGCAAUAUAUCAGCAGAAGAGCAUCUGAGAAAGUGCAUGUAUACAGUCGGAAUUGGGAACAACGAUUACAUAAACAAUUACUUCUUGCCUCAGUUUUACCCUACAAGUCACCAAUAUUCUCCUGAGCAAUUUUCCAUUCUUCUUGUUCAACAAUAUUCAAAGCGAUUGGAGGAUUUGUACGAGCUUGGAGCGAGAAAGAUAGCGGUAUUCGGAUUAGGUCUCAUUGGCUGUACGCCCGGCAGUGUGGCUAUGUAUGGGACAAAUGGAUCUUCAUGCGUAGACUCCAUUAAUAUUGCAGUCCAACUAUUUAAUGCUAAACUGUUAUCACUGGUGGAUGACCUCAAUAAACAAUUUCCAGACGCCAAGUUUAUAUAUGUCAACAUUUUUGGGAUUUCUUCUACCCUGCCAUCUGGUAUAUAAACUUAAUCUUAUCUUCAUUAAUUAGUAAGUUUAAUUAUUUGUUUUAUUGAUUUCAAUGGAUGUACACCCAUCUCAGGAUCAUUA